CUCGUUGCUAUAGAGACCAUAGCUCCUUCCAUUACUUCUCCUAGCUCCCCCUACCAUUGCCAUGGACACCCAGGGACGCUUCUCCCUGCAGAAGGUCACAAAAACAACUCUGUAUUCCUGCAGAACAAAACCUGUAACACAGAAUCAUGUGGAAGAGCUGAGGUGGACACACAGGAGCUACUGUUAAAAAGUAAUACCAAAGAUGGAAAAGAAUUGGAAUAGACAUAAAUCAAUUGUCAAUGGACAUCACAUGAAACAUGUGCAGCAAACAAUUGAUGCAGAAUAUAAGGCCCAUCUGCGCCAUCGGGAGGUGGUAAGAGAGAAUACUGAGCAGAUGAGAGAAAAACAAGCUGCAUCCCAGCGUACCCCAAAUCUUCACAACAUUCACUCAGCACGAAGUUACAGUAAACCAUGGCAGAAUGGGAUGACUGCAAAAACAGAGAUGCCAGAAGUGUCAGGAAUUGAGGAGAAACAAAGAAGAGAACGAAAGUAUAAAAGCACAGUGUCCAAGCUCCCUGCUAUAAAGAAGGACAAAGACAUCUUAAGAAAGAAGACUGUUUACAACCCUAGCAUGACAUAUCAAGGACACAAGUUGAUCACAGUGUCACAGCCUCGGAUCACAGUGGAAAAGAAAAGAUUACAUGUCCACCAGCUUUCUGCCAAGCCAAGUGUUACACGUGCGGCAUCGGAAACAGCAGAGAGUAAAAAUGUACUUAAAUCGCAGCAAAAAGAGCCCAGGACUCCAGUUAAAAAUGAGAAACAAUUAAAGAAAAAAGGGGUCACAAAUGGAGCCAUUACCAACUUAAAUUCAAUACAACAUCCAUACAAAGAGCAAGAGAUUAGUGAUCACGUGGAUCACCAUGAUAUUGCAAGUUUUUCACCAUUAAACUCACAUGAAUUAACCGAACAACCUCAAAUCUCUAGAAGACCAUCAACCUUUAGCGAACCCGAAGAUAUACAAACACAGAGAAACAUGAACGAAGAUGAUGACAGGUUUGAUGACAACAACCUGUCUUAUGUUUCUGAUAUUGCAUUACCAGAACUCGUACCUAUAAGUGCCCAAGCAUCUAAUUCUUCACUUCACAUUGACUAUACAGACUCAGCCGAAGAGGACAGCAAUGACAGUGAUGAGGAACAUCCAAGUGUUCCAAAACAAGACAUGUUACGCCAUGUUACAUCACAUGGUUUUGACAUAGUUAGCACAGGAAAUAGUUCCUAUUUUGAAAGGAAUAACGUACAAUCAAUGCAAACAUCAGGAAUGUUGCACAGUCCAACAGUGACAGAGACAGCUGACCAGUCCCCAAACUCUUCUCGAAAUCUGAGGGAUGUAGUGGAAGUUCCAAGAAUAAAUGAAUCAAUAACACUGUCCCAGAAUUCUGAGAUUAGUCCAAAUACUAAUAUGCAAAACCAUGCAAACCAUGCACAAUCGCCAACAAUAUUAAAUUCUCAGGGUAGAGAGAUUGAUAGCAGGGAAUACUCUACUCUUCAAAAUGCUGCUGCCCCUUUAAGACUCAGCAUGUCUUCUACAGCUCCCAACAUCACACUUUUACGCGAGAACUUGGAUCUUGUCUUUCACACCCUUUCAAUGCAAAGGCAAUCUGAAAGAAGAAAUUUGGAAAAUAUUACACCAAUAUUACUAAAUAAAGAUGAUGAAAAGCCCAAAACAGACCCAGAGAAGCUAAAGAAGCUACAGGAAAGUUUACUACAGGAAGAUUCAGAAGAGGAAGGAGAUAUUUGCAGGAUCUGUCUCAUGGGAGGUGAAACCACAGAAAACGAUCUUAUUGCACCUUGUCAGUGCUCUGGGAGUUUAAAGUAUGUUCACAGCGAAUGCCUAAAGAAGUGGCUGCUGGCUAAAAUUAAAUCAGGGGCAGAACUAAACACAGUAAGAACAUGUGAGAUGUGCAAACAAACAGUGGAGUGUGAAAUUGAAGGAUUCAACUUGAGCGAGCAUUACAGAAAACACCAGGAGACACAGGCUACACUAAAUCCGAGUCUGUACCUGGUGUUACUCCUUCAUCUAUAUCAGCAGAGAUAUGAAGAAAUGUUGCAACUAUCACAGACUCAGGACAGGGUAUCUGAACUCUCAAGAAGAUUUUUUCAUUUGAACUUAGGAAGACAAGAAAAUUCAAGAAACAACGAGCAGGAUUCCUAAAUUCCAUCUUAUUUAAACUGAUGUCUAUAAUCUGUGCACUUAUCUUCCAAUGGUUUUGGUGCACAGACGCUUCAGCAAGAUGCUUCUUCAUUCAUCCGCCUAAAAUCGACCUCAACAAGGAUUAGCAGUACAAGUAUAUAUACACACAAACAACAAAACAUGACUCUUCUGUUAAUACAUGAAUCUUCUUCAGGACUAAUAACAAAAAAAAAAAAAAGUUAUUGAAAUGCAGAAUAACAGUUAACAAAUUAUUCUAGAAUGCAGCUGAAGAGGAUUUAUAUUGGAAGUGACAAAAGAAACACAUUUUUAAUGGCUCACACACAAAGUUGAACAACAACUAAGCUCUUUUCAGCCGAUAUGUCGCACUAGGCUCUGGAAGUGCUGUGUGCUUUCAACAAAAGCUUUAACUUGAAAAACUAAAAUACUUAUCGUAAAUGACUAAUUAAUUUCAAUUCUUAUUUCAUUGUGUAACCAUUUUUACAGCUUCGAUGCACCUAAAAUGAACAAUGAAAGGGGUUAUCCAACGGAAGGGACGGAAAGGCCUGCACUACCUGUAAUAAUAAAGAAAAAGCUGCACAUGCCUUCCGUGCUUCUCCACUGCCUCUGGUAACGCUGCUCUUGGGUAUUGGUGCUCUCCCCUUCUGGGUGCUGGGGCUCAAUACAUCAAUUGCUGUUCAGUCAAUCACUGGCCGCAGCUGUGUCUGUGUCCUGCCUCAGUCAGUGAUUGGCUGAGCCCUACUCUGAGGUAUUCGGCCCCAGAACCAGGAAGAGGAGCGUGGCUGAGACAGGGGCUCGGCCAAUUACACCAAUUACCACUCAGGCAAUCGCUGACAUAUAAUAAAAGUAAUGCAAAAAAACACAGCUGUAUGAGAGCUGAUACAUUUGUCUAUUUUUUACCCUUAGACGACACAGGGCAUACAUGGCACGCAGUCAGGGUAUAUGAAGCGCACUCACAAGUUUAGCACGCUUCAUAUAAGUCCUGGCUGCUAUCAGUCCCUACCAGCCUCCAUGUUGUCCGAUGAUGCUCUGCAGAGUGCCGAUAACAAUGAUCAAUACUGUGUUGCUUUAGCACAGCAUUUUUCAGUGUUUGCAAUCAAAAUAUUGUGGGGGGGGGGGAAUGUGAAAAAACAAGUUGAAAAAAUAAAAAAGCCCCUCCCCCUAAUAAACGUUUGAACUCUUAAUGAAUGAUAUGCAUAUUUAUGCUGCAGCGUUUCUGCUGCCCAUUGGGUUCAAUGUGCAGCAAAAUCUGCUCAAGCAGAUCUGCAACAGAAAAUACACACCUGUGAAUGCACCUUAAGGGUACUUAUUCUAGUCCGCCAUGUUUUUACAGCGGGCUAGAAUAAGCCUGUGCAGCUUUUCUGUUUAGGGGUCACAGAGGCUGGGCCAUCAAUAUGAUAGCCAAGCUUCCACUGUAACUACCAGGAGUGGAGAAUCCUCUGAUGCGGGGAGAUUAACCCUUCACAUGCUGCGGUUAAAUGUGUGGAUCGUCUGUGCGACACUUACCUCCAGUGUCUUGAAGGCCUCCAGACUUGCCAUGGUGUAUGCAGCUGUACUGUGUAGUAUGGCAGAGUUCACUGAAUGUCAGCCUUAGGCUAUAUUCACAAACCUUGCUGAACAGAAUUGUGGAUUUGGAAUCCAAUUGGAUUUCGCAAAAUAUAAGGCUCAAAACAGGAUGACCGUAAA
This is a messenger RNA of Hyla sarda, 3835 nucleotides long. It is a transcript of the gene MARCHF10, whose product is annotated as membrane associated ring-CH-type finger 10. Bases 203 to 2152 code for a protein of 649 amino acids. Gene Ontology annotation, molecular function: zinc ion binding. The transcript is spliced from 11 exons. Lineage: Eukaryota; Metazoa; Chordata; Amphibia; Anura; Hylidae. The record is from RefSeq and is a predicted model, not a curated record.